Messenger RNA from Cucurbita maxima (winter squash), 1859 nucleotides. Its product is annotated as aspartic proteinase. The coding region runs from base 121 to 1665 and encodes 514 amino acids. Gene Ontology annotation, molecular function: aspartic-type endopeptidase activity. NCBI's taxonomy places the organism in Eukaryota, Viridiplantae, Streptophyta, Magnoliopsida, Cucurbitales, Cucurbitaceae. The transcript is spliced from 14 exons. The record is from RefSeq and is a predicted model, not a curated record. Gene Ontology annotation, biological process: proteolysis; lipid metabolic process.
GACAGGUCGGUUAACAGUCGCUUCUUCCUUCAAUGUAUUCUUGUUUUGUUUAUAAAGAGGCAGAUUCGCGUAUCAUUUCCCCAAUUCUCUUGUUCGUCUGAAGUCUUUUUCUGGUUACCAAUGGCUUCGUACCACUCCAAAGCAGCUUUCUUGUGUUUGUUCUUGUUGGUUUCAUUUAAUAUUGUGUCGUCUGCAUCCAAUGAUGGGUUGCUUAGAGUUGGGCUAAAGAAGAUUAAGUUAGACCCAGAGAACCGUUUAGCUGCCCGCGUUGAGUCCAAGGAUGCAGAGAUUUUGAAAGCUGCUUUCAGGAAGUAUAAUCCUAAGGGUAAUCUUGGAGAAUCUUCUGAUACUGAUAUUGUUGCGUUAAAGAACUACCUGGACGCUCAGUACUAUGGUGAGAUCGCCAUUGGUACACCCCCACAAAAGUUCACUGUGAUUUUUGACACCGGCAGCUCCAAUCUGUGGGUGCCUUCUGCGAAGUGCUUGUUUUCUGUGGCUUGUCAUUUCCAUGCCAGGUACAAGUCAAGCCGCUCAAGUUCAUACAAGAAAAACGGGACAUCUGCUUCAAUUCGGUAUGGCACUGGAGCAGUCUCUGGUUUCUUUAGUUAUGACAAUGUCAAAGUUGGAGACCUAGUCGUAAAGGAACAGGUGUUCAUAGAGGCAACCAGAGAACCGAGUCUUACGUUUCUGGUGGCCAAGUUUGAUGGGUUGUUGGGACUUGGUUUUCAAGAGAUCGCAGUCGGUAAUGCUGUCCCAGUAUGGUAUAACAUGGUUGAACAAGGUCUUGUUAAGGAACCCGUCUUUUCGUUUUGGCUCAAUCGCAACGUUGAGGAGGAAGAAGGAGGUGAAAUUGUAUUUGGUGGGGUUGACCCUAAGCAUUAUAGGGGCAAGCACACUUAUGUUCCUGUCACACAGAAAGGUUAUUGGCAGUUCGACAUGGGCGAUGUUCUCAUUGAUGGUGAACCAACUGGAUUUUGUGAUGGUGGUUGUUCAGCAAUAGCUGAUUCUGGAACUUCACUGUUGGCUGGCCCAACUCCUGUUAUAACUAUGAUCAAUCACGCCAUUGGAGCUAAAGGAGUUGUUAGCCAGCAAUGCAAGGCCGUCGUCGCACAAUAUGGGCAAACUAUUAUGGACUUGCUUUUAUCUGAGGCAGAUCCGAAGAAGAUAUGUUCUCAAAUUAAUUUGUGUACUUUCGAUGGAACUCGAGGAGUCAGUAUGGGAAUUGAGAGUGUGGUGGACGAGAAUGCCGGGAAAUCAUCCGACAGUCUACACGAUGGCAUGUGCUCUGUAUGUGAGAUGACUGUUGUCUGGAUGCAAAAUCAACUUCGUCAGAAUCAAACCAAAGAACGCAUAAUAAACUAUAUCAAUGAGCUAUGUGAUCGUAUGCCUAGUCCAAUGGGACAAUCAGCUGUCGACUGUGGACAACUUUCUUCCAUGCCUACUGUUUCCUUCACCAUUGGUGGCAAAAUAUUCGACCUUGCACCAGAAGAGUAUAUACUCAAGGUUGGUGAGGGUCCUGUAGCUCAGUGCAUAAGUGGAUUUACUGCAUUUGAUAUCCCUCCUCCUCGUGGACCCCUCUGGAUCUUGGGAGAUGUCUUCAUGGGUCGCUACCACACCGUCUUUGAUUUUGGCAAGCUGAGAGUCGGUUUUGCAGAGGCAGCUUGAAGAAACCUCCUUGUUUGGUAUCUUUUAAUGUUUAUACAUAUGAGCCAUCUUUAGUUUCAGUCGAACCUUACUUUAAGUUGAUGGAUUUAUAAAGUAAAGCCCAAGAUUGUAAAUGGAUGCUACUGUUCUAAUCUUUUAUAGAUACACAGCUUGUACAGUUGCUUUAGUAUUUCUGCUGAUUUAUAUAUAAACUU